Molecule: messenger RNA, 1383 nt
Organism: Penicillium vulpinum
Lineage: Eukaryota; Fungi; Ascomycota; Eurotiomycetes; Eurotiales; Aspergillaceae
Exons: 4
Coding region: 1-1383 (460 amino acids)
Source: RefSeq, a predicted model, not a curated record
AUGUCGUCACACCGUGUCCAGCCCUCAACAAGACCACUGGAAUUUUGCCCGAAUUGUGCUAGCUAUUUGACCAUCUUACCCCGUGCUACCGAUCCAGUUCAUGGAUUUCAAAACUAUUUUACUUGUCGAGCAUGUCUAUAUAUCUGUCUUGUGUCCGAAAGCGAAUCUUGCGAGGAUGAAUCUUGCAGCGACGAGACUGCUGACGACGAGACUGCUGACGGCGAGACUGCUGGUGACGAGACUACGGACGAUGAAGCUGUGGACGAUGAAGCUGUGGACGAUGAAGCUGUGGACGAUGAGUCUCCCGUGGAUCCCUUGAAGUCAUACAUACAUACCGCAGUCCAGGAGAUGCAAGAUAUCCAAGAUGGUCAAGUAACUUCACUCUUGGCUGAUACGAAAUUCCCCUCCCAGGCUUUGAUGCAUCCAAAGCAGGAUGAAGGUGUCUAUCUUUCCAACAUACCUCUAGGAAGGGUGGUUCAAUAUAUGAUCACAAAAGUUCUCGAGACAAACUCGCAAAAAAGGCGCUAUCAAGAUUUUGUCAACAACCCCGUUGUUCGGUGUCAAUUGAUUGGCCCCAACGAGCUGAUCAAGAUAGGGGGUGAUCCAGAGAGUGACCCCAACGCAGGAGUCUAUCUUCAUAUCCUUCUUAUACCAGGUCUUAUGUAUCUCUAUACUGGUCAAGAUGUCCUAGUCCGUGAAUGGGCUAUGGAGGUCCGAGAUGCCUACCAAAGUCUUCGAAAUCACCCUGAUUCAAGAGUUCAAGAAGUUUGGGUCCAGGGAUUUCAAAAAUUUCGAGAUGCCGCUGCGAAACGCCUUUAUUCUCACCAGGAUCGGGAAGAUAUCUCUAGCGAUCCCGGCCAUUCCCUCUAUUUCUUUGAAGAAGGGAGAUUGUCCUAUGGAAGGGGCGGUAAUCGAAAAUGGACUAUUGAGCUACAACAAAAGUCUUUUAAGAGUGCCCAAGAAUUCCUUUCCUCUGGGAAGCAAGUUGGAUUCUAUAGGACUGGUGAGAGGGGUAUAUUCAGUGUUUACUAUUCUCUUUACAAUAUCUCCCUUUCUACCGUUUUCCACCUCUUAAAGGGGGACGGGGAUACUAUCCCUGAAAAAAGUGGCUAUGUUCCGGGCAAAUCAGUUUUCCUGAAACCGAUUCUACUCACAAGACCAACCCCAUUACGGUAUACACAAACUGCCCUUCUGAAUGACCCAGCGAGCAGACUGAUUAUACUCGCGGAUAUCGAGCCUGGAGAUGGCACGGGUCAAUUCCACCGUUUAGAGACGAAUUCGGAGGUAGCCCCUUCCAAGUUCAACCGGCUUGUGGACCUUAUGGAAGGGAUUUGGUACGAGGAGUUAAGAUCUUUACCUCGUCGAUGGUUCCAGAACAAAUAG